Messenger RNA from Rhinichthys klamathensis goyatoka, 1356 nucleotides. RefSeq names its product NADP-dependent oxidoreductase domain containing 1 (gene noxred1). The coding region runs from base 67 to 1071 and encodes 334 amino acids. Lineage: Eukaryota; Metazoa; Chordata; Actinopteri; Cypriniformes; Leuciscidae. Gene Ontology annotation, biological process: L-proline biosynthetic process. The transcript is spliced from 6 exons. The record is from RefSeq and is a predicted model, not a curated record. Gene Ontology annotation, molecular function: pyrroline-5-carboxylate reductase activity.
UAUAGAAACCGGACUUGUUUACGACGUUAAAUCUGUAACUUUAACGAGCAACGAUUUAAAUGUUUUAUGAAAAUGCUGGACUUCACUACUAAUUUAAACUCUCUCGGAUUUGAGGCUGGACUCAGUGAAGUUGAGAAAGAAUUGCUUUUUCUGCGCAGUCGAUCUGCUGGGCUGACUGUAAGUGGAUGUGCGCAUUCUGUAUUUGUCUAUGAUCUUUUCAGAUUGUUAAGAAAGAAACUGAACGCUGAGAAUGGCAGCACUGCAAACACACAUCUGUCUGUUGGCAUACUGGGUGGAGGUCACGUGGGCAAACAGCUGGCAAAGCUUUUCCUGCAUUCAUCCGACCUCAAGCCAUGCGACAUCAACAUCUCAACUAAAAGACCUGAGACCUUAGGGGAGAUUUCAAACAUUGGUGUCGAGUGUUACUUUGACAACAUUAGACUGGCUAAACGGGCAGACUUGCUCUUCCUCUGUGUCUUGCCCUCUCAUCUUCCUCAAGUAUGCUCAGACAUUCGCUGCCAUCUGUCUUCAGACUGUCUUGUGUACAGUUUCACUUCAGCAGUGCCAUUGAACAGGCUUGCGAUGCUUCUUGAACACAGUUUUAUUAUUAAACCUCAGUAUGAGUUUGUGGCUUGUGAUGAUGUCACUACAAUUUGGCUCCUCCACAAUGAAGUUUCCGCAGCUUUAAAGCACAAGGAAGUGCUUUCGGCAUCACUUCCUCUUUCCAUGAAUGGUGGCCUGUUCCUGGAUCAGAGAUGGGUAUCAGCUGUGCUCUACGGUCUCCUCAACAUGUGCUCGGCUGCCAAACUGGGGUCCGGAAAGACUCUUCUCCUGCUAAAUGGGCUGUUUGAGACCGCUGUUCCAACAAAGACAUUUACUUAUCACAGUUUUGUAAAUCCACCCAGUGCAUCUGAUCCCAAUAAACCCGAUGAGCUUUUUCCGUGGAUCAAUUUGGUCGACGCACAAACUAAAGAUACUCCAUUGACUGAUUUGGUGUUGAGAAAUAAAGGUUUGCGAGACUGCAUUUCAGUCAUGUACUACAAUGUAUUUUCAAACCCAGCAGAAGGAUAGGACGUCAUUUUGUUCACUGAGACAAAUCAAUUAAAUUGUGCAACAUUUUAGUGUCAGUGUACAUUUCUGUGUUCCUGUUCAAUCUGUUUAUAAUUAACCAACUGUUAUGUGCAGAUGUUUGUAAGUCUCUAAAAUAAGUGCUAAUUAAACUCAGGGGAGAAGUUAGUAUGUCAGCUCAGCUGAAUCCCUGCUGCAUUACUGCUAUAUUUCUGUUUUACACACAAGGCCACAUUUUCAAGUACAUUUCAAUGUGCCAAGAUAACUAGAAAAAGGCAAAUCAAGGAA